This is a messenger RNA of Chinchilla lanigera (long-tailed chinchilla), 1337 nucleotides long. It is a transcript of the gene Pnkp, whose product is annotated as polynucleotide kinase 3'-phosphatase. The record is from RefSeq and is a predicted model, not a curated record. Gene Ontology annotation, cellular component: nucleus. NCBI's taxonomy places the organism in Eukaryota, Metazoa, Chordata, Mammalia, Rodentia, Chinchillidae. Gene Ontology annotation, biological process: DNA repair. Gene Ontology annotation, molecular function: polynucleotide 3'-phosphatase activity; protein binding; ATP-dependent polydeoxyribonucleotide 5'-hydroxyl-kinase activity.
CUAAUGGCAUGAGUGGAAGGAGGUGGGACUUCCUGUCAGCAGCCGGUGCUCCUUGUUGCUCAGGCUAACGCAUUUGCUUCUCCCUAGGUCGGCAACAGGAUGGCCCAGGUGGAGGCCCAGGGCCGCCUGUGGUUGGAAAGCCCUGCUGGGGGAGCGCCUCCCAUCUUCCUUCCCUCGGACGGGCAAACUGUUGUCCUGGGCCGGGGACCCCUGACCCAGGUCACGGACCGGAAGUGCUCCAGGAACCAAGUGGAACUGGUUGCAGACCCCGAGACACGGACGGUAGCAGUGAAACAGCUGGGCGUUAACCCUUCUACUGCUGGGACCCAGGAGUUAAAGCCCGGGUUGGAGGGCUCUCUGGGGGUGGGGGACACACUGUAUUUGGUCAAUGGCCUCCACCCACUGACCCUACGCUGGGAAGAGACGCCCACACCAGGAUCGCAGCCGGACACUCCGCCUGGCACCCCUCCACUGGCCCCGCACGAGGAAAGCGAGGAGGAUGCCGAGCAGCAGCAGAAGAGGAUGCGGAAGUCAUCCCCUGGCUGGGAGAACUUGGAGAAGCUGCUGGUGUUCACAGCACCGGGGGUGAAGCCCCGGGGCAAGGUGGCUGCCUUUGAUCUAGAUGGGACCCUCAUCACCACCCAAUCUGGGAAGGUCUUUCCCACGGGCCCCAGAGACUGGAGGAUCUUGUACCCAGAGGUUCCCAGGAGGCUCCAGCAGCUGGACACUGAGGGCUACAAGCUGGUAAUCUUCACGAAUCAGAUGGCCAUCGGGCGAGGGAAGCUGCGAGCAGAGGACUUCAAGGCCAAGGUGGAGGCGGUAGUGGAAAAGCUGGGCGUCCCCUUGCAGGUGCUAGUGUCCACACACGCGGGCCUGUGCCGGAAGCCGCUGACGGGCAUGUGGGAGCAUCUGCAGGAGCGGACACGCUGGGCUCGUGGCAGCGCUGCGUGAGCGCGUGCAAGGCAGCUCUGCAGCAGGGGAGGCGCGUGGUCAUCGACAACACAAACCCGGAUGCUGCGAGCCGGGCCAGGUACAUCCAGUGCGCCAGAGACGCGGGUGUCCCCUGCCGCUGCUUCCUCUUCACAGCCACGCUAGAGCAGGCGCGCCACCCCUCCCGGGUGAGCCGGCCCUCCCGCCAGGCCCCGCCCUCCCGCCAGUUCCGCGAGCUGAGCGGCUCAUCUCACGCGCCCGUGUCCGACGUGGUCAUGUUCGGCUACAGGAAGCAGUUCGAGGCCCCGGCGCUGGCGGAAGGUUUCUCGGAGAUCCUCAAGAUCCCGUUCCGGCUGCAGCUGGAGCCGGAACUGGAGCGGCUGUACCGCCAGUUCUCCGAGGGCUGA